Aspergillus candidus is the source of this 3954-nucleotide messenger RNA. RefSeq names its product Zn(II)2Cys6 transcription factor. The coding region runs from base 638 to 3865 and encodes 1075 amino acids. The record is from RefSeq and is a predicted model, not a curated record. NCBI's taxonomy places the organism in Eukaryota, Fungi, Ascomycota, Eurotiomycetes, Eurotiales, Aspergillaceae. Gene Ontology annotation, molecular function: zinc ion binding; DNA-binding transcription factor activity, RNA polymerase II-specific; sequence-specific DNA binding. Gene Ontology annotation, biological process: positive regulation of transcription by RNA polymerase II; DNA-templated transcription. The transcript is spliced from 2 exons.
GUUCGCAUGCUCGCCUUGAUAGCUCCUACUACUGGAGGGAGUAUAUCGAUUCCGGCACGUUGGCGCCGUUGACUACUUACCCUAGGAAGUGGCACACUAGCACGACGCUAGCAGUGGCCUAGGCACCGCAAUCUCCAUCUCGUUCUGUUCGUUUUCACUGAACCCCCACCUUGGAUUUUGAUGGGUCUGUUGUUUUCCAGUGCAAUUGGAUUGCUUUGGGAUUGUUUUGGAAUACUGUUCGAGGUGAUAUCGCUUGAAUUGGUUUCGCUGUGGAAGGAACAGGUUUGGUUUGCCUCUUCGUCAUGGGCUGCCGUUGCGACUGUGUCUUGCCCAUACCACGAUAGACGAAGCCUUGACCUUUUUCCCGCGAGGGGACCGAAUCGCCUCCGUUGCGGGAUACAGACUGUUGAGUCUUCAUUUUGCGCUGUCACACGACUUUUACGCGCGCGUUUAUUGCGAUAUAAGCAGGAGGGAUACAAACAGGAAGACAGAGAGAGAGACGAGUCAUCGGCGCAUGGCAUAACAUGAACGCUGAUCCGUCUCGUCGCAGUCUGUUCUCCCCACCUCACUGCUUGACUUCUCACAGAAUCAGACGCCCCACAAGACAUGCUCACUCGUUUACGUUCCCGCUCCGAUCAUGCUGAAUCCUGCUUCCCCGGUCUCCCCGACCUCCCUCGGGAGGAAGCGACCGCACCCCUCCGCUGAUACCGAACCGUCCCCCCCGCCGCCGCCGCCACCGCUCCAGCAGCAGCGCGCGCCUCCGCGUCGCGACGGCCUCGCUGCUCUGCCCUCCCCCUCCGUCUCCGCGUCCUCCAAUUCCUCCUCCUUCCGAAACGUCUCCGCAUGCAAUCGGUGCCGGCUGCGCAAAAAUCGCUGCGAUCAGCGGCUGCCGCGGUGCCAGUCUUGUGAGAAGGCGGGCGUCCGCUGCGUCGGUUAUGAUCCGAUCACGAAGCGAGAGAUCCCCCGCAGUUAUGUCUACUUUCUUGAGGCCCGUGUGGCGUACCUUGAGAGUCUGUUGGUGGAGAACCAUGUUACGUUUAUGGAAGCGGCGCCGUUUGAUGAGGACGGGGCUCUUAAGGCUGAGACGGGAUAUAACCCAGUCCAGCAGACGGAUGCGUCCAUUGUUACCGACUCCCCUGCGCCGGACGGGACUGAAGGGAAAGUGCCCCGCAUUAAGAGGGAGACAGACGACCAGGCCGCCGCGAGGCCCGAAGGCGGGGUUGAGAAUGUGGGGGAUUUGGAGAGCAGCCGCAAUCCCGACAAGGAUGACUCCUGGCGCAUCAACAACCUCGUGUCGAACAUUGGGACGGUCUCGGUGCAGGGCACGUCGGAUCCGCGGUAUCUGGGCUCGACGUCGGGUAUCUCUUUUGCACGUGUCGUCUUCGCCGCUGUCAAGAGCACCGUCUCCGGGAACCCUGCGGAACGCGGUCCCGCUCGUCCCAGCGAGCGUCUACCGCACAGCGCGACGGGCACGGGGGGCAGCACCACGCGGGACUCUUUCUUCGGCCUCCAGACGAGACCGAUGAUGAAGUGCGCCAGUUUCCCGGACCGCGAGCUGGCCGAUAAGCUGUCGGGCCUGUAUUUCGAACACGCGAAUCCCCAGAUGCCUAUCCUCCACCGAAACGAAUUCGUUGAGAUGAUGGAUCGCACCUACGCGGCCGAUGAGAAGAGCCGCUCUCCUCGCAGUCUUUAUAUUCUGAAUAUUGUCUUUGCCAUCGGCGCGGGGAUUAUCUUCGAUGACAAACCGCCCGGCGAUGAGAAGGCUGCAGACCGUGACCAGUCGCCCUCGGCUUCUACGGCCAAGAAACCUCGAUUCUCCAGCCAUCAGUAUCAACCGGAGGAAUAUCACGCGUCGGCUGUCAUUCACCUCGAGUCCUUCCUGGGCGCGACCUCCCCCGGGGGCGACGGGUUCGGCGCGUUGGAGGAGCUGCAAGCGGUCCUCCUUCUCGCCAACUUCGCGCUCCUGCGGCCUGUUGCGCCGGGUCUGUGGUAUAUCGUUGGGGUGGCCACGCGUUUGGCCGUGGACCUUGGCCUGCACUACGAGGAUGGCGCGGGUAUCGACUCGCCCGGUGAUGACAGCUUUGGUCGUGGACCCGGCAAGCCCGAAGACGAGGCUAAAGUUCGGAUCGGCGAGCGCGAGCGCGGCCGGCGCGAAUGGGUCCGCGACCUCCGGCGGCGACUGUGGUGGUGCGUCUAUAGCUUCGACCGCCUCGUCAGCUGCUGCGUCGGUCGCCCGUUCGGCAUCAGUGACCAGGCCAUCAGUACGGAAUUCCCCUCGUUGGUCGAGGACACAUACAUCACCAAGACCGGUAUCACGGAGCCGCCCGAGGGCACCCCGAGCUACAAGUACGCCUCGUUCCACUACUUCAAGCUGCGGGUGCUGCAGUCGGAAAUCCACGACGUGCUCCAGCAUCAGCAGGCGCGUUUCGCGCGCCAGAGGGUGCCCUACGCUGCCCGGCGAGUCAUGCGCUCCGAUCUGACGUCGCCUUUCCUCCACGGGUUCGAGUCGUUCCGAUCCUGGCGCAAGGAUGUCCACCGACGACUGGCAGAGUGGAAGCAGUCUGCGCCGACGCGUCGCGAUACGGGGGUGCAGUUCUCUGUGGAGUUCCUCGAGCUGAAUUACUGGCAGGCGGUUAUUAUGCUGUAUCAGCAGAGUUUGACGGCGCCGGCGGAGCUCGCUGAUGAGGUGACUCCUGCUGAGGACGUCUCCAGCCCGUCAUUCUCGAAUGUCGAUGAGGCUGAUGAUGAAGACGAUAUAUACUAUAAGGUUGCGGAGGCGGGUCAGAAGGUCAUUCGUAUAUAUCGCCAGAUGCACCGGGUGCGUUUGGUGAACUACACUUAUCUGGCUACGCAUCAUAUUUUCAUGGCUGGGAUUUCUUUCCUGUAUGCCCUGUGGCACUCGCCAUUGGUUCGGAGUCGCUUGACCCUCGACGAAGUCGACUUCACAGUCCUCGCCGCUACAUCCGUCCUCGGCGACCUAAUGCACAAGUGCCCACCAGCCGAAGCAUGCCGAGACGCUUUCGAGCGAAUGAGCAAAGCGACCGUCCAAAUGUGCCUCUCGACAACCGGGUUCGGCUCCCAAGUCGACCUAACCCAAUUCCAAGCCGCCGCGAUAGCACCCCAAAACCCAGCUCCGCUGUACGCCGGUCGCCCCCGCCAGUAUCGCCAGCGACCAUGGCCUGGUCAAAACCGCCGGCAAACCCAGAUGCGCCAGGCUCGCCCGAUGCCGCGGUUCGAUAUGAAUCUCGGCGAUCUGUUCGGCGAUAAUAACGGGGCUGUUCCCGACCAGUCGGAUAGGCGGAAGCCCGUGCAAGUACAGCCUUAUAAUGAAUCUUCCCCGCCUUUUUCUUCCGACCAACAGGGACAAUCUCACCCUGCGUCUACGUCUCCGGUGGAGUUUUAUGGCUCGUAUGAGGAUCCUACUUCUCCGCAAACCUUGCAGCAACAGCAGCGUCAACAACAACCACAACAGCAGCAACAGCAAUACUACUACAGCGGCUCCCCCCAAAGCGUCUCCCCAAACAGCAUCAACACUACCACCACCACUACCACCCCCCACAACGCCCCCUUCCCUCCACCCACCGACCAAGGAAACGCAUCCGGAAUCGGCCUCGACUUCUUAGACUUUGACCCCACCGCAGCCUCAGGCCAAGUACCAUUUGGACCCGACGAGCAGGCCGAGGGCAGUAACAUGCAAGGGAUCAUCCCGUCCCUGGGCCAUGGUGCGGGCCACAGCGUGGGCAUCGAUCUGGGGUUCGGAAUGGCGGUCGAUUUCCAGCAUGAUUGGAGCGAGAAUGCUAAUUAUGAUAUCUUUGAUGGGUAUUUCUUUGGGGGGUCGGGGCCGGGGCCGGGUGGAGAGGAGUAGCCUUUCUUCUUUGCUUCCCUCGGUGGUCUAAUUCAUUGGUUUGUUUGAUGUGUUGUCUGUUUUUGGGGGGAGGGCCUAAUAUACCCAAG